GGCCAGGUCUUUAGUGGACCCCAAUUCAUUUUAAAAUCCAAGUAGUUUGAAAUCCUACUACACAUAAGCCGCCUUACUGGCGCAGUCCCGGGGACACACACUGCGCAUGCAACUAACCAUAGUCUUUCAAAUCCUGCGCGCUAGCCUAGCUGCACAUCGCGCAUGCUCACUCCUAUGCCCGCUCUCGCCCAGGUGUUCCCCUUCUCAGCGGAUCGCAUCGCGCAUGCGCCAACGAGCAGCCCGGUUUCCCUUCGGAGCCUUGCUUCAGCAGCACGUUCUGCGCACGCGCAACCCCACAACAGCGUCCUUCCUGGACGUACUGUGCACGCUCCUGCGGCACCCCCUCAGAACACCUCAGGUAUCCCAAAAAGCCAUGAGAGCUGGGGAUGCCGGUCGCUUCCUAAGCCUCCGGGACAUUCCCGUUAGCUUCAAGUAAUGGCAAAUGGGGCUAAGAAGUGAGACACAGGAAGGGAAAAAAAAAGCGUCGCGGCCCUGUGACGUCAGGCAAGUGGAAGCCGUGACGCGCGUCGCCGCUGGUUCGGGGCAGCCGCGAGUUCGGAGCGCGCGGUCCUUGGUUUUGUGAGGGAAGAACGGCGGCGGCCGUCAUGUCGCCGGGUAAGACGCUCCAGCCCGUGCUGAAAAUGAAGGUGGACGAGCUCUUCCUGCGGUGGCUGAGCGAGGACGCAACGCAGCGGCUGCUCCACGAGUGCCUGCGCGCAGUCCAGGCCCCUCAAGGCGCUCCCAACGUGGCCGUCUCCGCGGAUGCCGCGAUGCCUGCGCCCGCCCCGGGAGGACCCGGACCCCCUGCCGCUCCUGCCGCCCCUGGACCCCGGCCCGAACCUCACAGCCGCAGAACCCGCAGACCCGCUGUUCGCAGAGGCGGGCGCGGCUGCGCGGAGGUGCAGACGUGGCCGGAGCUGCAGGGAACUCCAGGACUCUCGGUGGGUGGGAUCCCCACCUUCUACUUCCCGCGCGGCCGCCCAGUGGGUCCUGUCAGCAAGGAUGGGGCCAUACGUGCCGUGGAGACUGCGUUUGCCCUGCUCCCACUGCAGCGCGCCCGCCUGGAGGACAUGGGCAAUGUGGCCAAGGCCUGUGGCUGCCCUUUGUACUGGAAGGGACCCUUAUUCUACCGGGCUGGGGGCCGCCGCGGGGGAUCCGUGUCUGUGCAUACCUUCGUGGCCAUGUGGCGCAGAAUCCUCCAGGACUGCCACGAUGAGGAGGCCAGGUUCCUGCACCUGCUCGCUAGUCCUGGGUGCGACUUCUUGGAACAGGAGGAUUUCGUCCCCUUCUUGCAGGAUGUGGUAGAAUCACACCCUGGCCUCGCCUUCCUCAAGGAGGCACCUGAGUUCCACUCCUGCUACAUCACCACUGUCAUCCAGCGGAUCUUCUACGCUGUCAACAGGUCCUGGUCCGGGCGCAUCAGCUACAAUGAACUCAGGAGGAGCCACUUCCUGCAGGUUGUGGCGCGGCUGGAGGAGGAGGCGGACCUGAGCCUGACAAGCGGGCUCUUCUGCUAUGAGCACGUCUAUGUCAUCUACUGUACCUUCCGUGAGCUUGACACUGACUGCGACCUCCUGCUGGGCAACUGUGACCUGGCCCGGCACCGCGACCACGCCAUCUCCGACAAGAUGAUUGACAGGAUAUUUUCAGGUGCUGUCAUGCGGGACAGGACGGCACAGAGAGCAGGGAAGAUGAGCUACGAGGACUUUGUGUGGUUCCUGCUCUCCGAGGAGGACAAGACCACGCCCACCAGCAUCGAGUACUGGUUCCGCUGUAUGGACCUAGAUGGGGACGGGGCACUGUCUGCCUUUGAGCUUGAGUUCUUCUAUGAGGAGCAGAGCCGCCGACUACGCAGCCUGGACGUCGAACCACUGCCCUUCCCAGACUGCCUCUGCCAGAUGCUGGACCUGGUUCGGCCAAGGACCCAGGGCCGCAUCACGCUGGGCGAUCUGAAGCGGUGCCGGCUGCUGGCGCCCAUUUUCUUUGACACCUUCUUCAACGUGGACAAGUACCUGGACCGUGAACAGCACGAGCAGUUGGCCCUGCCCGGGGACGGUGAUGGCCCUGAGCUGUCAGACUGGGACCGUUUCGCAGCCGCCGAGUACAGACUGCUGGUGGCCGAGGAGGCAGCAGCACAGCUGUGGGAGGACGGGUCCGACACGGAUGAGCCGAGCCCUGGGAAGCAGCAACCAAGUGGGCUUCGCCCCCAGCGUCCGUUCUGGGAGGCAUCGGGGGCUGAGCUCCUGGAAGAGGAAGAUGACCUGUGGCCGGCGUGAUAUGCUUGGCAUGUGUGUGUUGCAUGCACAUCACAUGCAGGACAUAAAUCCUUUAUUCAACCCGGGGUUGCUUGGGGGUGUCUAUGACUCAGCCUCCAGAAGCGGGGCCCAUCCAGUGUCUACUCAGUCAUCCUAUUGUCCACUCUGAGUCCAGUGUCCACUCCCCCUGCCCUCUGUGGAGUUACCUGAAGGUCACUGGGAAUAUCUGCUCUCAGGCAGGCCUCAGCUGAUGUCUCCUGGGUCGGAGUCCAGCUGGGUAACGUCCAGACUGAGCCCCAGCAAGGCCCAGCUGGUGCCCACGGCUGUUCUGACCCUUGUAGACGCUGAGCAGCUGGAUCACAUUUUGCUGACCUGAGCUCCCUGAGUAACAUGUGCCUCUCAGCUGUGUUCCAGAAGCUGCACUUGUGCUCAAGCUGCUGGCCUAGGGCCUUUGCCCCAGUCCCUUACCCUCACCCCUCCCUGGGCUCUGACCCCACUGGGCUUCUAGGUCCUCCCUGUGGGCGCUCAGGGCUCUGUCAAUCCUUUACUUUUUCCGUUUACACAUGUUGGCUCUUUCCUUUUGCACAAGGCCCUCUCUGUGCACACAGCCCUCUCCCUGAGUUGGACCCUUUCCUUUUGCACUCAGCUCUUUGUGUUUGCACAUGGGCUUUCCAUUGACAUGGUUUAUUUGCAAUUCCCUAUUAAACAUCUUCCUAUGUGUUUUCACAUGCAUCUGUAGAUCUAAUACAGUAUGGUACAUUCUUGGAUAUUUACUCAUUUGAUAUCAGAUGCAUAUUUUGUUAUAGUUUUGUUUUCUGUUUUUGCUGAGUCUUAUCUGCUUUGACAUACAUAUGUUUUCUAGUUGUAACAUAUCUUUUCAUUCUUUAACAGCAGCUUUCAAAAAGGCAAAGUGCUUAACUUUUACACAAUUAUUAAUUUUUUGUUUAAGUAUAUUGCUAUUGGUGUUAUAUUAAUCUAGUUAUUAAACUCAAGGCCAUCUUUUUCAUGUAGACAUUUUAUGUUUUACAGUUUUCAUUUCAUGAUGUGAUUUGAGUUAAAUUGUGUUAAGGUUUGUAUCUGUGAUUUUUUUUUUUUGUAUUGGUGUCUAGAUGUUCAAGGUGGAUAAUUUUAUAUUUGUUGGCUUUGUUUUGAGAAUCACUUAAGCCACUUAAAGCCAGCUGCAUCCUUUCAAGUCCUAAUUUUAUUCUUUAGGUGGUUCCAGGGUAGCAUUAAAUUGUGAAUUAGUUUUUCCCAUCAAUAGGCAAAUAUUUUCUUAAAAUUAUACCAGGCCCCAAGAAUGAAAGGUUCUACCCUGGUUGGAGAGAAAUCUAUCAGUGUGAAAUCUAACAUUGCUCCUUAUGAUUCUCUGGGUGAUUCCCUCUAUUAGUUGAUGACCUUACAUGCAUUACCUCAUUAGUCCUCAGAUGAAACACUCUUAGGGCCCCUGCUGAUCUUUCCAUUUUGAAGACCAUUUUUAUAUUGGAUUUUUGUUUUUGCUGAGUUUCAAAUUUCCUUCUUUAUUUUGGGUUGUUUAUAUUAUGAUAUGUGCAUAUAUAUUCCUUUAUCACAUGUUUUUACAAAAUUUUUUUACCAGCUUUGGCCCUUCUUUUAUCUUGACAUUGUCACAAAGGAAAUGUCCUUCAUUUUAAUGAAGACCGGUUAACAGUCAUUUAUUUCAUGGACUGUGCCUUCAGGGCUGUAUAUAAGCACCAUACCCAAGCUUACCUAAAUGUUCUCCUGUAUCUUUUCCUGGGAGGUUAAUAAUUUGCCUUUUUUUUUUUUUUUUCAUUUAGGUUUACAGCCAACUUAAGCUAAUUUUUGUGAAGUUUGUGAGUAGAUUUGUGUUAUGGCAUGUGGAUGUCUAUUUUUUGCAGCACUAUUUGUUGAAAGUCUGUCCUUGCUCCAUGAUACUGAUUUUACUCUUAUGUCAGUGAUCUGUUAUCCACAUUGAUGAAGGUCUACUUCUGGGCUUUCUAAUUUUUUUUUUUAUAAUGUGCUUACCUAUUCCUUCAUCAAUACUGCACUGUCUUGGUUAACUUUCUUUUGUUUUUAAAAGGCUCUAUUUGAGAAGUAGAGUUGCAGACCGAGAGAGGGAGAGACAGUGAGAGGUCUUCCAUUCAUUGGAUCACUCACCAAAUGUCGCAAAUGCUGGAGCUGGAGCUUCCUCCAGGUCUUCCAUGUGGGUGCAGGGACCCAAGUACUUGGGCCAUCUUCUGCUGCUUUUCCAGGCUACAGCAGAGAGCUGGAUCAGACAGAACAGAAACAGCCACAACUAGAACCAGCACCCAGGUGGGAUGCCAGCACCACAGGUGGAGGCUUAGCCUACUUACAUUUCAGCGCUGGCCCCUUGGUUAACAUUCUAGUAAAUACUAAAGUUGGAGAGUGCUGAUCCUCCAAGUGUAUUCUUUUCUUUCAGUAGUGAGUUGGCUUUUUUGGGUCUUUUGGUCUUCCACAUUAAUUUUAGAAUAUAUUUUUGUUUAUAAUCACAAAAUAACUUGUCAGCAUUUUGAUUGGAAUUAUGUUGAAUUGAUAUAAAAAGUGGGGGAAGUACUGGUAAUUGUAAUUUUGGGUCUUUUCUACCUAUGACCAUGGAAUCCAUCUCCAAUAUUUAAUUUUUCUUUAAUAGCUUUCAACGAAGGAUUAUGGUUUUUCUCAUAUAGAUCUUUCACUUAGUUAUGCUCUAUCUACACUCAUAAUUUGUUAGGAUUAUACUAACAUACUUUGUGGGGUUAUGUAAAUGGUAAUGUGCUUUUAUUUAAAUUAUUUUGUUUCUGUUAUGUAAGAAAGCAACUGAUAACAACUAUAUAUAAACUUGGUAUGAUUGAUCAUUGAUUCCAGGAGUAACUUAGUUGAUUUGUUUGUAUUUUUCUACAUAAAUAUUUACAUUCUCUCUGAACAACGACUUUUUCUUCCUAAACCUGUAUGUCUUUAUUUCCACUUCUUACCUAUGUCAUUAGCUAGGACUUCUAGUAAGAUGUUGAAAGGCAGUGGUGGAAGGGACAUACUUGUCUGUUCCUGAUCUUAGGAAAUUUAGACACUUCAAUAGAAAAGCGGUGGAAAGUCUGGUGUCUGAGGCUGCUGUCCGGUUCCUACACUUGCCAUACUGUUGAACUCCAGCCUCCUUGGUGCUGCUCUAUCUAAUAGGGCUUUUAAAAUUUUUCAAAUUUCUUUGCAAUACAAUUCAAAGCCCCCACUCCCAUCUUUUUUACUAACUGAAAAUGCAUUCCAUGCCCCCCACCCCCAAGCAAGGAGUAAACCACACAAUAUUCAAGGGACAUUUUAAAAUCAGGGCCACAUGAAGUUAAUUAUGCUGAUCUUCAGGGCUACUGUAAUUACCCUGGUCAAGAUGUCAUCAGCAUAUUUUUUACAAGAAUAAAGAAAAGUUGAGAGACCAGCCUCAAAAAGCAUAUAAGCCUUCAGAGACGAUUAGAAAUUGGAAGAAAAGAUCCACAGAAAAGGUAGAUGGCAGUGGCACUGAUAGUUGGGUGUUAACCAACUUGUGCAGGGCUUUCAAGUACCACACUUGUCCAUUGUCAUAAACCAAUCAGUCGUAUAGUUGAUUAUAUUUGGCAGUAGCACUGAGUAUGGAUUAUUAACAUAUGAUGUGAACCAUGUCAUACUGGAGUUUAAAUUGCUUUUGGUCUGCUAUAUUUUCAUCUCUUAGCUUGUAAAUUAUACACUCAUACAAUUUUUAGUGGUUACCCUAUAUACUAAAGCAUGCAUUGAUUUAUUGAAUUCUAAUAAUAGUUGGGCUCUGUGAUCUUAUAGUGAAUAUUAUAGACAUUAGAACACUUUAAGCUCAUUUACUCAACAUCUGCCAUAUUUGAUAUAUCCUGUUAUACAUAUUCCAUUUGUUAAAUACCUUGGAUAAAAUGUAUUUUAGAUAACAUAAAACCUUCUGAGGUGAUUGUCCAUUCAUCAACUUGUUCCUAUCUGGUGGAGUUAAGGCCCCACGCUGGCUCUUGAGAUCACUCGAUGUCCCGUUGCCUACAUUCUUCUCAACACACCUGCAUCCAGCUUGCAGCCUCAGUGACCUCUGCGUCAGGUUCUGCACCAGCCUCAGCUGUCUUGGCCUUGGUGCUUGGUGGGAAUCGAGCAUCUGUCCUGGUACUCACGAUACCAAUUUUCCAGACAUAACUUUCAUUUAGGUAGUUCCACUAUCAGAAUUGGAGUCUUCCAGAUAUACACCAGAGGUUUUCAAAUAGUCCUCUAUUCCGUGCCUGAUUAUGAACCAAUAUAAUUAGGAUAAUACGUCAUUAUUACAUUCUAAGAUUGCAUUAUUUUAAAAUGACAUUUUCCUUUUCAAGUUUUGUCAACAUUUCAUAAAAUAUAUUCUGAAAAACAUUACCUGCAUGGGUUUUUCAAGAAAAAAGAUUUUGUGCUGAAAUACAUUUGGUGAAUUCUAUUCUGUUUUCUGUUCCUACUGAUUCAUGUUCAUUUUGACAAAGGACAGGCUCUGAAGAAUGCUGUAUGAAGGAGGUGUAUUUACCUUGUUUUACGUGGUGAUUUUUAAAUUUACUGAUCAUGGAGUAAUUCUUUAACCACCUUAAUAUUCCAUUUUGGAAUAUUGUAUUAUUAAAAUUGCAUAAAAUUAUACAUUUUAUGGGUUUUGAAGACCUUUUCUAAUAUAUUUAUUGUCUCAUAAUGAGCUGAGUACAUAACAUUAUUUGUAUGAAAUAAAAUGUGUCAAGAUUCAUUAGAAACAACUUAUAGAAAAUACAUAGCAAUCCUGUAAUGACCUGAAAUUGACUCAAAAAUCCAAUUUCUCUUCCUCCCUUGAGUGCCAUGUUUUCAUGGCUUUGUGUUUGUUAUUGUGUAGAAUGGAGUCUAAUCUGAACAAUGUUUUCUUAACAUGAUCUCUUUCCAACCCAGUAAAAUAUAUAUUUUGAGAA
Oryctolagus cuniculus (rabbit) is the source of this 7147-nucleotide messenger RNA. Its product is annotated as serine/threonine-protein phosphatase 2A regulatory subunit B'' subunit beta. The record is from RefSeq and is a predicted model, not a curated record. NCBI's taxonomy places the organism in Eukaryota, Metazoa, Chordata, Mammalia, Lagomorpha, Leporidae. Gene Ontology annotation, cellular component: protein phosphatase type 2A complex. Gene Ontology annotation, molecular function: calcium ion binding; protein phosphatase regulator activity. Gene Ontology annotation, biological process: protein dephosphorylation.